Bactrocera tryoni is the source of this 1036-nucleotide messenger RNA. RefSeq lists its product as uncharacterized. The record is from RefSeq and is a predicted model, not a curated record. Lineage: Eukaryota; Metazoa; Arthropoda; Insecta; Diptera; Tephritidae. The transcript is spliced from 3 exons. The coding region runs from base 126 to 500 and encodes 124 amino acids.
UUUGCGAAAGUAAUAAAAAUUUUAUUUCUCAAUUUUUUCGCGAAUGACCAUGUCAGAACAAAUCAUAGAAAAACACUUGAAAGAUUGAAGUGGUUCAAUCCUCGGUGAAUAAUGUGCAAACGUCAAUGUCGCCUUUGUUACGAUUCAAUGUGCCGUGCGAACUGUAUAAAAAAAGCAACAAGUUGAUGGGCCCUUGGUCUCUAAUCGGAGCGCUCAUAGUGCUCUCAGCAACAGCUGGGGAUUCCACUAGCAAAAUUAUAGCGCCGCAACAAAGUAGAAGUAUUAGCAGCGUCAGCCAUGCCAACGACAACGCAGAUUACACCACAGCGACCAUAAGUGUUGUAGGCGUAGCUGGUAGUCGUGUAAGCGGAAAUGGAGUUGGAGGUGGUACUGUUGUCAUUGGCAAUGGUGUAAUAGUGGCAGGUAGCGCUGGACCUUCGUCUAUGUUAAAUAGGCAGAAUAAUAGUAAAGUAUUUAGUCAAGGUUUAAGAGUCUGUUAAUCAAGGGUGCGGUUGCGAGCGGACGUCAGUCUUGAAAAAAGCGGCUCACUAUAUCAAUGUGCAGAAAAUUUUAUAUUACUCGCCUAGCGAGGUUGUGCGCUGAGUUUGGGACCCGCCACGUAGAAACCACUAACAAUGAAAAAAAAACAAGGGGCCCUGAUGGAAGACCCUAAUAUUGAGAAGGCCUCGCUGCCCAGCUGUUUUUUGUCCUCGUAACGGAAAAGGCUGACUUUACCGCCGACAGAGAAUUGCGAUAGUCCUUGUGAUAUUUACCACAACUGCCAUAUAAAGGAACACAAAUUCGGUAUGGGAGAAAGCCUCAGCCGUCAGUCCUGUCAUUUACUCCUGUGAAUGACCAUCUAGCCACAAUCCGCAUCAGAGCAAAAUUUUUCAACGUAACACUGACUUGCGCCCACGACCCAAUGGAAGAGAAGGACGAUAUGACCAAAGAUACUAUUUAUGAACGGCUGAAGCGUGCUUAUGAUGACUAAAUAUAUCAUUUGUUUUCUACUUUUGUUCUUGUUUUCUUAGAUGAA